AUGUUCAAGUCGCGUUCAGAUGCGCCCAAAAAUGGCGUCAAGCUACCCCCAUGGCUCGACCAUUUCAACGCCCGCGAUCUGCAGACGCUUUUUCGCUGCUCCGUCGCGGCAUGGGUGGCGACCUUGUUGAUAUUCAUCGGCCCUUCACUGGCCACCAUCGGCCAAGCGACGUUUUUUGCCUGCCUGGUCAUCUUCAUCGCCCCGCCCUCGGGAAUCGUCUUCGUCUUCAUGCUCGCCACUAUCACCAUGCUGCUCGGGAUAUGUCUCUCUUGGGCAUGGGGCGUUAUCGCGAUGAAGGCGGCGCUCGCGGCGCGACCUCAAUCAGACACGCAGGCGCGGUUGCAGGCGUUGCAGCAGGCUGUUGUUUCUCGUGCGAACGCGACGGGGGAGCCUGCGGCUGCUAUUCAGCAGGAGCUCAUUUUUGAUGGGUUUAUGCUUGAUGCGCGCGUGACGGUGAUUUAUUUUGUGAUGAUUUGCUUGUUCAUUUAUUUCUUGGCACGCUUGCGCGCGAAGAAUCCCAAGUUCGCGCUGGUUCAGGUGUUUGGGACGAUUAUUUCUGACCUGUUUCUGGUCAUUGCGCCCAUGUUGCCGUCGUUUUCAGGCACAUUGCCAAAGACUCUGAUUGAACCGGCGGCCAUUGGUGUCGGAUUAGGUCUGGCGUCGUCGAUUCUAUUCUUUCCACAGUCUACUUCGUCUACGGUUUUGCUGGGGAUGGAGAAGGUCAUUCAACUUGCUAAAAGCCCUGUGGACUAUACGCAGUCUAGUCUUUCCAAAGAAAGCGAUGAUUACUCGCUUGAGGAUCUCGUCAAGAUCAAAGGGCAGAUUAUCGCAGCUUACAAGGCCAUGGAACCGGCGAUCGGGUUUCUACCGUUAGACUUUUCAAUUGGCCGCUGGAGUGCGGAGGAUAUCAAGAGUCUCCAGAAGCCUGUGCGGAAUACGCUGCUGUCAAGUUUGUCUCUGUUGGAGUUCCAUAUCGCGCGAGUGGGCGGACACGCCAAACUGCAGAAACUGAAGGAGACAUCUUUUGAAAAACAGGAUAUUGAUGAAAAGGGAUUACGGGAGGUUGGACUACGCCAAAUGACUGACAGCCUUGAACUUGUGCAGGCCAUACAAAGCCCCGAGCACGAAAGUCUUCGAUCGGAGAACAUUCGGACACUAAAACAAACCAGCUCGGAGAUCCUUCCUGCCUGCCUGGAUGCUGUGACGACAAUUGUGGACUGUAUUCACCUCGUCAACAAGAAUCGCUGGCUUCCUUCACGGUCUCGUGAAAAGUACGAGAAGCUCCUUGACGAGGGUCCGAAAGUCUUGGAGACUCUCCGCAAAACGCGAACUUCAUUUGCAACUAACACUACCGAAGCCUUGAUUCAGACUCAUGGGGCGAUCUUUGAUGAAGAGGGAAACCUGAAGCCGGUGGAUACCUUGGUGGGCCAUUCCGUCCGGGGAAUCAUGACGGGCAUGGUCUUCGAAGAACGCAUGCUUUCAGUAACCGAUGCACUGGUUAGGUUACUGGCGCAUACCCUGACACUCCUGCGGGAACGUCCAAAGACACGACUUUGGUUCCCCACGAGUCUCCGAUACGCCGCAGCGUGGAUUUUCCAAAAGAAUGCUGUUGCUCCUAUUCCCGAAGAACAAGCCCCUGUGACAGAUCCCGACGAUAACGCAACUUCAGUCGAUGAAGCGCAGCUACUACUUCGAAUCAGUCGGGGCUAUCGACCGCGCCAGCGGAACGGCUUCGCAAAAGCUGUCCUGGGAACGUACCACUGGUUCAUCAGUGCUGAAGGCAUGUAUGCGCUGCGUAUGGUUAUCGUGACCAUUGCCCUGGGCAUUCCUGCCGUGAUUCCUAGCAGUGCGGGCUUCUACUACCGCGAAAAGGGAUUGUGGGGAUUGAUUAUGGCGCAGACAACAAUGUUGGUGUACAUGGCAGACUUCGCCUUUUCAGCUGUCUGCCGGACAAUCGGGACCGUUGUUGGUGGUCUCCUGGGUUUGGUGGCGUGGUAUAUCGGGUCGGGUCAUGGACCAGGUAAUCCGUAUGGAUUGGCGGCUAUCACCGCGGCCAUUAUUGUAGUGUUGAUGUGGGGUCGACUGUUCUUUUCUCCGGCUCUACUGCAAGCGGUUAUCAUGUGUGCUGCAACGUUUGUAUUGACUGUUGGCUACAGCUACGACGAUACACACAUCCCCCAAUACGGCAACCCAGGUGUCGGCUACAACGUCUUCUGGCGCCGUCUCGUCCUCGUCCUCGUCGGCAUCACAGCAGCAACCAUCGUCCAAUUAUUCCCCCGUCCGCCAUCCGCAACCCGACACAUCUCCCAUUCCCUCUCCAACACCCUCCGUUCCCUGUCCGAUCACUACGCCCUUCUACUCACCUGCUGGGGCCACCCGGAACACCGUGAAACCGGCCAGAUUGCGGAAAAAAUCUCCAUCGAUCUCGCUGAGGUGCUCACCACCCUUACCGGUCCUAUUGCUCUUCUCCGCUUCGAGUUCUCAUCUUCCCGUUUUGACUCCCAGACCCUGCACCAGGUCCAAUCCCUCUGCCAUGAGCUAAACCAGAACCUGGGGAGGUUGCUCUUCCUCUCCGGCUCCCUACCACUGGACUUGCAAACCCGCUUCGCGCAUAGCUUCGGCAUCCUCGAUCAUCGACAGAUCGGUGAUGCUAUGGCCGUCCUGGGUGUCGUAGAGCAAGCCCUCAAGACCGGUGACGCACUACCAGAGGUACUCCCAACACCACUGCUCAAACGAUCGUAUGAAUACUGGAUGCAGCGCUCGGGAGGGUUCAAGCUAGGCGUGGACUUGGUCCGGGACGAGAAUUAUCGCAAGUAUUGUGUGGCUGUUAGUUCGUAUGUGCGAUUCCUGGGUGUUGUAGAUGAGUUGGUGCUUGUUGUUAAGAAGACGUUGGGCGAGGUGCAUGUUGUUAGCCGGGAGGUUUGGAAUGUAUAGUAUAGCUAUGUUUGUAUAUAGCUUUGCAAAAUGAUAAUAUUUAACCAGGACUAUAAAGUCUACU
Molecule: messenger RNA, 2998 nt
Organism: Aspergillus glaucus CBS 516.65
Lineage: Eukaryota; Fungi; Ascomycota; Eurotiomycetes; Eurotiales; Aspergillaceae
Exons: 4
Coding region: 1-2934 (977 amino acids)
Source: RefSeq, a predicted model, not a curated record